Messenger RNA from Dunckerocampus dactyliophorus (ringed pipefish), 6266 nucleotides. Its product is annotated as neural cell adhesion molecule L1.1-like. Lineage: Eukaryota; Metazoa; Chordata; Actinopteri; Syngnathiformes; Syngnathidae. Gene Ontology annotation, biological process: cell-cell adhesion. The record is from RefSeq and is a predicted model, not a curated record. Bases 274 to 4176 code for a protein of 1300 amino acids. The transcript has 29 exons. Gene Ontology annotation, molecular function: protein binding.
CGAGGAGGAGAGAAGGUAAGGGGGGAGGUGAGGUGGAGGAAGAAGAGCACUCAGACGGGCGUGUUUUAUAUGUCGCUGCAGUAUCCACGCCUGUAGAAGAAGAAGAGGCAGUGGAAAGACGCAAAAGAAGAGAGGAAACACUGGCAGAGGAUCAGCUUGUGUCACUGUGAAGGCACCACACGUCCACUACAUUAAAGCCCGCCGUGACGUCGCCACGAGUGUGUUUGUUUGUGUGUGUUGGUGAAUGAGUGUGUGUCAAUGGGACACUGAGAGAUGUGUGUGCCGCAGCAAUGGUGGACAGGCUCAAGUGGGCCGAGCCCCGUUCCCCCACUGGCCCUCGCCCUCAUCCUCCCUGUAGCCUUCCUCUUCUCAUCCACGCCUCCACUGGCACAGGGAGCCCUCAUCAUCCCAGCAAACUACAAAGUAACAAACAUUUCACAGCCGCCUGUGCUGACAGAGCCUUCAGAGGUGAUGACGUCAUUCACGGCGUUCUCCCGUGAUGACAUUUAUCUGCCGUGUGAGGCCUCCGGCAACCCCGCUCCCAUGUUCCGCUGGGUGAAAGAUGGCCGGACAUUCGGGGCUGAGCAGACGGGAAGCGGAACGCUGGAGGUCAGCGAGGACGAGGUGCUGGAGUCCUACCAAGGAACCUACCGCUGUUACGCCUCCAACACUCUGGGGACCGCCAUGACACACACCUGGCAUGUCAUCGUGGAGCCUCAGCCGGUGCUCCUGAAACAGCAGAAGUUCCGCAGGCGAGCGUAUGAAGGCGAGAGCAUCAUCUUGUCUUGCGACCCCCCGCAGAGCUCCACCCCUCCACAUAUCCACUGGAUGGACAAGAAGAUGGUGCACAUCAGGCAAAGCGACAGAGUGAUGGUCGGCCUCAACGGCAACUUGUACUUUGCUAAUCUCCUCAAGAGUGACAGUCGAGAGGAUUACAUCUGCAACGCUCAGUACUCUGCUGCCAGAACCAUCCUACCGGACACUGCCAUCGCCCUCAACGUCCUGCCCAGUAACGAUGUAGCUAACGGCAAGCCGCCUAAGCUCUUUCGCCCGAGCGGCUCCCACUCGUCCGUGCUAGCGCUCCGCGGACAAAGUCUCACCUUGGAAUGCAUCCCCAAGGGCCUCCCGACUCCAAAGGUGGAGUGGAAGAAGAAGGACGGCAAUCUGGAUGAGAGUGAUGGGCAUCGGGAAAACCAUAACCGCUGGCUCUCUUUCGACAGCAUCAGCCAGAGCGACGACGGCGAGUACGAGUGUCGAGCGUUCAAUGUGCAUGGCUCCACCACGCACUCCUUCACUGUCACAGUGGAAGCUGCUCCUUACUGGGUGAAGAAGCCUCAGAACCUGCGCUACUCUCCUGGAGAAACUGUAAGACUGGACUGUCUGGCUGAAGCCAUCCCAACUCCCAACAUCACCUGGAGAAUCAAUGGUCAACCGCUCUCAGAAGUGGAUGCCGACGAUCGCCGCAGUGUCUCAGGGGGUGUGUUGAAGCUGACCGACGUGGAGCUAACCGACACGGCGGUGUAUCAGUGUGAGGCCACCAACAAACAUGGCUCCAUCAUCCUCAAUGCCUACCUCCAUGUUGUUGAGCUCCCCCCUCAGAUCCUGUCCUCAGACGGAGUCGUGUACAAAGUCACCGAGGGCGGGACCAUCAAAAUGUUCUGUGAAACCUUCGGCUCGCCGCUGCCUCACGUCGCAUGGGAAGGCGAGGACUCGGAGCCCCUGCUGUCGGACCCUCGUGUCUCCCUGCUGACUGACGGGACACUCGAGGUGUCGGAUGUCAGUUACAGCAACAGUGGCGUGUACAGCUGCUUUAUCAAAAACACCAACAUCUCCAUCAAGGCUCACCUGGAAGUCUUCAAUGGGACAGUGAUUCUGACGGGCCCUCAGGACGUGCGAGCAUUCCGAGGUGGAAACGCCCUUCUGGACUGUCACUUUUACAAGGACCCCCGACUGCUCCGCUACCAGAUUGUCUGGAGGAAAGAUGGACAAAAACUGCAGGAGUCGUCACCGGAUGACAAGUACACUAUCUUUGCCAACGGUACACUGAAAGUGACUGACAUCCAAUCAAAAGACAACGCAGAGUAUUCCUGUGAGGUCAUCACGGAGCUUGAUCAGGCGACCGCCAGCGGUUCCAUCACAGUCGUAGCCCGUCCGGACCCCCCUGAGGAUCUGACUCUGUCUGAAGUGAAGGAUUACAGUUUGACUCUGAGCUGGAUCCCUGGUCGCUCACACAACAGCCCCAUCACUGAGUUCAUCGUGGAGGCAAAAGUGGAGCAGCACUCGCAGAGGCAGGAUGACGACGUCUGGCGGUGGGAGGUGAUGAAGCGGGUGCCCGGCGACUUUAACCAUCUGCAGCUCUCCCUCCACCCUUUCUGCAAGUAUGUCUUCCGGGUCAUCGCAGUCAACGAGAUCGGCCCCAGCGAACCCAGCAAGACCAUGCUUUUCUACAGCACGCCCCCUGCUGUACCACACAUUAACCCUACCGGUGUGCGCAGCGAGUCCUCCGAUGCGGGAACUUUGGCUAUUAUGUGGGACGAGAUGCCCAGGCGAUCCCACAACGGCAAGGACUUCCAGUACAAGGUGCUUUGGAGGGAGGCAGGUGGCAAGAGUAUUCACUGGAACCACGGCUACGCCAAGUCUCCACCAUUCUUGGUGAACAACACAGGAACAUAUGUACCGUUUGAGAUCAAAGUCCAAGCCGUCAACUCACUGGGUGAAGGACCUGCUCCGGAGGCUGAGAUAGGACAUUCUGGAGAGGAUGUUCCUGAGGAAGCUCCCAGUGGAGUCACAGUCAGGGUGAUGAACAGGACCAUUGCCCUGAGGUGGAAUGAAGCCCAGAACGUCAGAGGUCUUCUUCUGGGAUACAGGAUCUACAUCAAGAGACUGGGUCCAGAGGGGCCUCGAGGCUGGCGGUCCCCUGGGGAAAGGCAACACCUGCAGGAUGGGAGGGAGCGAGAGAAAAGAGUGGAGCAAGCCAAGGACGAUGACGUGAUGGUGGAGGUCCAAGGCAUGAAGAACUCAAAGGAAGUGACGGGGUUGCAGCUAUACUCCCACUACAGGGUUUCCAUCACAGCCUUUAACAGCAAAGGAGAGAGCCCCCCUUCCCCAGCGAUCUAUUUCAGCACCCCGGAAGGAGCCCCUGGACCUCCAGCAUCGCUGAGCUUUGAAAGCCCAUCAGAAAGCUCUCUGAUUCUCUACUGGACCCCCCCUGAGGAAACCAAUGGAAUUCUGCUGGGAUACAUGGUGCAGUACCAACAAGAGGUGAAGAGCCAAGACAGCCUGGUCCAGAUGGAGCUCAUCGGUGAUCCCAGUGUGACCCACCUUGUGUUGGAUGCUCUGGACCCUCAGACCUAUUACAACUUCAAGGUGAUCGCACGUACCGCCGCUGGGGAUGGACCGCCCAUCACAAAGAGGAACGCCACCCUCUUUGAUGGAGUUCCUCCAUCAAACAUCACCAUCACCCCCAGCAACAAUGCGCUCAACCUGAGCUGGGUGCCUGGAGAGCGAGAGAGGAACCACGGCUUUCACAUCAACUUCCUCAGGAAGAGUGCUGGGGGUCAGUGGGAGAAAUCAGAAAUGGUGAAUUCCACGCAGGGGUUCUACUCACUGACGGGCCUUCAGCCAAGAACUGAGUACCAUCUUGUCAUCAUGCAUGGGAACUAUACUCAGUGGGAGUCAGCAAAGUGGACCUUGGGACCAGGGCCAUCUGAGGUGAGUGGCGGCUUUGCCACUCAAGGCUGGCUGAUCGGACUCAUCAGCGCCAUUGUACUGCUCAUACUGAUCCUGCUCAUCCUCUGCCUCGUCAAGCGCAGAAAGGGCGGCAAAUACGCAGUGAAGGACAAAGAAGAAAAGGAGGUGGACUCGGAAGUUCGGCCCAUGAAGGACGAGACCUUUGGAGAAUACAGAUCUUUGGAGAGCGACACCGACGAGAAGCGUUCCGACAGCCAGCCGUCCUUGUGCGGGGACAGCAAACUGGGCAGCGAUGACUCCUUGGCCGAGUACGGCGACAGCGUGGACAUCCAGUUUAAUGAGGAUGGCUCCUUCAUUGGCCAGUACAGCGGCCGCGGCCCUGUUCCCCACGGCAAUGAGAGCUCCGGCCCCACCUCCCCCGUGAACGCGGCCCCGCCUCCCCCCAUCGCUCCAUCCAUGUCAACCAUCCUCAACCGGCCCAGCUAAACAAACACACACACACACACAGUGCAUAAAGGGAUAGACCACUUGUGAGUCUCUCACACACACACACACACACACACACACACAGUCUAAAUACAUUCCAUGUUUAUGCAGAGAAGCUGUUUACAGAAUGUUUCGCCUUUUCUACACCAAGUUUACACACACAUCUAUGAAGUAAGACGCCGAGGCUUGCAAAGGCUGGAAACGUCUGGAAAUUUAGUUGGGGGAAUUUGGGAAAUGUUGGAAGACUGCCAUUUUCCACUGAAAUGAAUUUGAACGUUUACGUCCUUGAAUCAAGUUCUCACUGAUCACAAAAUGAGCAUGCAGUGGAACCUCUAAAGUUGACCCCCUCAGAGGAAUUGGUCCAAAAUAAAAGCAAGAAGACAAGAACGUAGACAGGAAGUUAUGUUAAGUAAGCAGACCUAAGGCUGGUUUAUGCUUCUGUGCCAGGGUUGCAUGUGUGUGCUGUACAAUUCUCCCCCUAAACACUAGGGGCAGUGUUUUGCAGUGAGUCUAGUAAGUCAGCAACCAUGACAAUUGUCAACGAAUUGGAUUUAUAUAGCGCCUUCUUAUAAGGUGCCAAAGCACUUCACAGUCAAACCCAUUUUUUAUUAACUCCACCGUCACACACUUGUGGUGAUCUACAUACGUACCCACAGCUGCCCUAGGGUAGACUGGCGGAAACAUGGCUGCCAAUUGUAUUAUUCUUAAGGUUAAAAUUAUUAUUUUGGAGCCUUUCUAUUAUUAGUUUGUGGAAUAUAACUGCGGAGUAGCGAUCGCAAUACAAUGCAAUGCAUGUGCGCACGUGUUUUUAUCAGUGUAUCAGUGUAUGAGCAGAACCAAUCCUCCACAGCUCGCACACACGCGCAUGCAGCCCAAAUGUACUGUAAACGAGUGAUCACGUCCACGUGUGCACCACAGCUGCAACCUCGGGAAAACAUCGCAGUGACUUUUGUGUGAUCUAUCAAAUUGGAGGAGAGGUGGGCUGCACGCCCUCGUAUAUGCAUAAGAAAUAAUGGGCGAAAUAAUGGUCACAGUCCUUACGGUUCGGUUUCUUUGAAGGCUCACGUUCCGCUAAGGGUUUGGAGGGAAGGCGCAAGCCAGAGUAGCGUCUCAUUACUUCACGUAACUUCCAGUCGACUCUUCUAUACUUGGUUUCUGGGCCCAUCUGUCAUUAAAGUGAAUAGUUCAUUAGUUUUAUGUUUUCACAUUCAACACACAUUCAACUGCUCUUUACACUUGCGUAAUGUUAAACAUGUAAUCGAAAAUGUGUGUAUUUUUUCUGAUGGGAACAGAUUUGUGACUAGACGGUGUUCAACUUUAAAGCUUCCACUGAUGACGCAUGCUAGGACGUGUGGCCUAAUUGGCGUCACCUGCUGUUGAACAAAUGUACUCCCUUUCAUUUCCACAAAGUCCUCUUUACACACACAACAAAUCUUGGCAAACCAGAGAGGGACAAAGACGACGCUGUGGCCACAAAACAUCACACUGUCUUUCGUGAACAUCAUUGCUGUGUCUUGUGCGCGUCAAUCAGCUUCUUUCCUUGCACGUGGCUUUUGGCGCGUGCACGGCUGCCUCCCGCCGAGAUUUUGUCUGCCAGGUAGGAAUGCCUGAAUGUUUCUUUCAUUUAGUUUUUGGUUGUCUUCGGGGGAGAACUGUUGCCUUAAGAAAGUCCAAUUGAGCUUCCUCUCUUCCGUCUCUACCCAUCGUCCUCGUGCACACACAUAUUCACACACACGGGCAAACACACACACACACACACACACACCAAGCAUCCCCCACACUCAAGGAAACAUCAUGGAGGGAAGAAUGAGGUCCUGUGUAGCAAACAAACCGUUAAAGGACUUUCAUGAUGAGACCUUUGAUGAUUUGUCCUCUGAAUGUAAAUAGAACCGUUUUGAUUGUGAGACUGUUUUUGUUUUUUGUUUUGAAUAACUGUCUUUGCAUCUCUUAUCAGAACCUUUGCCCCGUUUAAUUUUGCACUGCUGCUGAUUUUGUGUCACACAAGUCUGUUCACGCGCGUGUUGCUUUCAGACUGAAUGCUACGCUAACAUUUGCCUUGUUUCCCUCCCACCGAACGGUCGCUUUUUUUU